Molecule: messenger RNA, 2715 nt
Organism: Notodromas monacha
Lineage: Eukaryota; Metazoa; Arthropoda; Ostracoda; Podocopida; Cyprididae
Source: the annotation of a GenBank genome assembly
AUGGAUGAUCCAGGGAUGGGAUACAAUUCUCGAAGCGAGAUUCCGAACGCACUAGACAUUCAUCAUUCUUGCUCGGGCUCUAAGCUUUUCCUUUGGAAAUCCGAAGGUGACAGUAUUGCGACAUUGAGCGACUUGGACCUCAAUGGCGCUGGUAGAAGAGAAUAUCUAUUCGUCAAAGCACAGCAACUCGAAUCUAAGGUGAAGCAUUUGAUUAAGCAGAUAGAUGCUGAAAUGGAGCGGGAAAUGGAGAAAUUGAGGAAAUCGAAGGAUGAGGCGUAUUCUAGGAUCAGGCGAGAUUUAGCUGUUGCUGAACUUAAUCAAGCGGAAAAAUUUGAUGGACUCCCUUCCCCGAGUUCGCCCGCGACUCGCGCCGAACGGACGCCUGAACUUCCAACAAUGAACUCCGCCGAAAAAUUGCCUGGAAACGAUUUGAAUUUGCAGGAAUGUGAUGAUUUGCUUUCUCCUGCCAACACUCGUGUCGCCGUCAACAAUUAUAAUGGCCAAGACUCUUACCUCAAGGUCACGCAUUCUGCAGAUAAUUUACCUCCGAUGAAACGCGACCCAUGGACAACUCAGAAUGACUUGAUCCACAGCGCUGGCGAUUAUUAUUGUCUUCAAAUCGACUUGAAAGGUUACCCUCAGGAAAACUUAGUUGUGGAAGUAAACGAAGGCAACAUCCUCACUCUGGAAGCUACUUUGGAAGAGGCGACACCUGACGGCGGCAAAUUGAUGCGACUCAUGCAACGAGCUUACACCUUGCCGAUGAAUGUUGACCGAGAGGGGUUGGAGUACGAAUUGGACGAGUACGGUGUACUGAAGAUUAAAAUACUGAAGGUGUCUGCGAUCCCCGUUGAAUCCCCAUCAGAAAUUAGAUCCGGUGAAUCGGUGGGCACAAGUUCCGCGAGUCGAUUUAGUUCUAGCCCGAAAUCCAACGUGGAUGGAAAAGAAACCAAAUCGUUCAGUUCUCCCGCGGAUCACAUCAAAAAGAGGAAUGCGAGGGUCAAUUCAACGUCGAUAACCCCGCUCACUGGUAGUCAGAUGACCCCACGCUGUGCAUCGCGUAACGAGAACAUGGUUUCCAGCGCUGAUGACUCAAGUAUAUCGUUCACUCAAAUUGUCUCCUCGAACCUCGGUCUGGCCGAUCAAAACCUACCGACGAAUUAUUCACCUGUUCAAAGUAAGCAUUUGUGCGACGAAUUGAAUGAAGGCAACCUGAUCGACCUUUCGGCUCAGCAAAUGGACGAGGUUUGCAUCCAUGAUGUCAAGCGCGUGAAGAGAGUACCUUCUGAAGUCGUUUUGUCUGACGAUCCUGUGUCCGAAACUUUGAAUACGCACGGGAAUUGUGUCAGUCAGAAACAUUGCAGUCCAAUGGCUUCGUCUGAAUUCAUAGGAAGUUUUGAUCGAGGGAAUCCUGCUUAUAUGUUGCCAUCUUUGACUCCGAUGGAUGGAAGUCCCAAGGCUUCGAAGAAACACGUUGCUUUCGAUUCUGAAGAUCUGUCGAGUGACCUGAAGGAUUCCUUCAACCUGGAUCCAGGCUACGGGGCAGAAGCUUUGGAAAAGCUGGUUCGAACCAAGAUGAAGCCCCCGACUUCAGUGCGAUUGUCCUUGCUCACGCCUAUCGUGAAACGGGAAAUACGCAUCAAGCCGAAGCCUUUGCGUGGCAGUUCUGCGCAUACUUUGCUUCCUGUAUUUGGUAACAAUCACUUUUACGUUCCUCACUUCAUGGAACGGAAAGAAACGACCUCGAGAAUCGAAUGUGCUGCUCUGUGCAGUGCACUUGAUUCAUGCGAUGUCAUCAAUUUCAUUCCUCAGCAACUGAAGAAUAUUUCAGCGUGUCAACUUGUGCAAUUGACAAAUGAAACCACUUGGCAUGCCAGUUUGGGUUCUCAGGUUUGGAUCACGGAGAUCAAAAGAGAGGAAGUGAAGCUGGUAUUCAAUGCAGAUGAGAAGAAAAUGUUCGGAUUUUUCUUGGGAAGUAAUCACGAAAUGCCGGGGGAAAAUGCUGCUGCUCGUUGUGCGGCGUUUGGAGCCACAAUUGCCAGUUUGCCAUCGAUGGAAAGGUUCAUUUUCUAUGAUUCCGUUUUAUCUGGCGUCGUUUCCCCAGUUUUCCUGGGAAUGAACUAUUCGCGGUUCGCUGAAGCCUUCGUCGACUUUCGUGAUUCCAUCUGUUUCGAAGAGCCACCGACUCAUUCGGGUGCAAUUCAAGCUGAACCUCUGACACUUCCGGUACGUUCCGGAACUGCAGUCAAUAUAACUUGUCCUCCAGGAGAACAUUUCAACGUGCCUCAUUUGUUGUGGUAUACGGAAACCUGUCUAUCAAGCGGUUACUGGAAUCAUCCAAGCAUCCCUGCUCCUUAUUGCUCAGGAUGUUUCGAAGCGAUUCCUGGGGUAUUGGCGAGAUCGGCUUUUGAUAUCUGUUACAACAGAAGCAAGAGGAUAUUUUCAUACACCCCGGAGCGAGAAAAAAUAUUCAAGGAGUUGAUUUUCAAUUCUACCAACAAUGCAACACAGGCGGAAAUUUUCACCGGUUACGACGAUAUUUUAAGCGACGGGAUCUUCACGGAUAUUAGCAAAAAUCCCAUGACGUAUUCCUGCUUUGGGUCAACCGGACCUUUGAAUGGCGGAACAACGGCUAAUUUCUUGCUAAUGACUCUGCAGAAGGGAAAUUCGACACCGAGUGAAUGUUACACAGGAAGUAAUGCCUUGGUGUGGGUC